AUGCCGCCCAAGACAGUGGAGGAGCAGCUUGCGGAGCUGGAGAUGGAAGCGGAGGCUCCCGCACCGCCGCCCAAGCAUGCCAAAGGGUCUCGUCCUCCACGUCAGAAGAUUAACAAGGAAGACGCCGCGGCUUUGAAGGAGCUGGAGGAGCUAGAGGCUUUGGAAAACUUCCAACAGCCAGUCGCGCCACGACCACUCAGCCGACCAAAUACACCCAAAGUGUCGUCAUCGUCAACUGCCUCCAGCAAUCGCCGUGCUGCCGGCGUCGCCACCCCUUCUUCUACUGCCUCAGCACGUACCAGUGAAGAUAAUAGGCCUGCUCCCCCAAGGAAGUCGGGCGAGAGCACCCGUUCCUUCCACCAGGGCAUUGUGCCCCCACUAGAAGAGCCGACCAGACAGCAAGCGCCCGAGCCAAGGGAGGAGAAGCAGUCAGGGGGCUCAUGGUGGGGUGGUGGAUGGGGAGGACUCGUAUCAACAGCCACGGCAGCUGCAGAGACGGCGAGGAAGCAAGCCGAGGCAGCCUACCAAGAGCUUCAGAAGAACCAAGAGGCGCAGCGAUGGGCAGAGCAAGUGCGAGGGAACGUCGGUGCUCUUCGCGGCCUGGGCGAUGAGUUGGGCAAGCGCGCCGUCCCAACCUUUACCAAUCUCCUCAACACGCUCGCCCCACCUAUUUCACAACAUGAACGUCUCCAAAUCCACAUCACACACGAUCUCAUCGGCUACCCGUCGCUGGAUCCCCUCAUUUACCAGACUUUUGCUGGCGUCAUGGCGCAAGUGGAAGGCGGUGACUUGAUGGUUAUCCAACGAGGCUCUGAAUCAACCCAACGCGGUUCGCUCGAAGGCUACCGAGGCGGCAGUGGAGGCUGGAAUGACGGCCCAUGGUGGCGUCACAACGAUAAGCGCGACCUGAGCGUAGUGAAGGGACUUGUGGAAGGUACCAAGCUUGCACGUGUCAGCGCAGAGUCAUACGCAAACGAAUUCUUCAAUGCAAGAGGAGGUGUAGAAGAAGCUGCAAAGCAGGCGACUGAAGACCUCAGCGAAACAAAUCCUGUGCGGAGUAGUGACAUUUUCAUUGCGAUCCAGGCCAUUAGCUACCCAGUUCAAGCUGAACUCUUCGCCACAUCAUCUUCGGAAGAAAAGUCGGAUGAAGAGCCGAAAGCAGACGACGAACAGGUAGCUUUUGCCAUUUAUCUACAUGACCCCAUCCACGGCAUCAGCUUCAAAGCCAUCUCACAAUCCUUCCCCUCCAAGUGGGUGGAGUGGCUGGAUGCGCCUGCCAACACAGAACUCGAAGGCGAGGAAGCAAAACUACCGCAAGAGAUCAAGGAGAUUAUCGAAAGCGGCGGCGUGGACCCUAGGGAGUGGGUUAGUGAGUGGAUGGAAGAGACCAUCAACCUCAGUGUAGGCAUAGUUGCACAGCGUUACGUUGCACGGAGAAUGGGUGUCGGCGAAGGGGGCUUGGGAAGAGGCAUGACUAGGGAGAUGAUUGUGGAUGCUGGCGGCGGCGAGGCUGCACGAGCUGGCAUUAUCUAAGCAUAUCUUGGUGUUGGACUUUCUUUCUUCCUUGGGUCAAUGAUACGGCGCUACCAUUCGGAGCUCUCUCUACGAGCGGGGUACUUGAGAUGCUAAUGACAACACCUUCUCCUCG
This is a messenger RNA of Pyrenophora tritici-repentis Pt-1C-BFP, 1648 nucleotides long. RefSeq names its product DUF2413 multi-domain protein. Lineage: Eukaryota; Fungi; Ascomycota; Dothideomycetes; Pleosporales; Pleosporaceae. The record is from RefSeq and is a predicted model, not a curated record.